This is a messenger RNA of Lasiosphaeria miniovina, 1525 nucleotides long. RefSeq lists its product as uncharacterized. The annotation marks the transcript as partial. The record is from RefSeq and is a predicted model, not a curated record. NCBI's taxonomy places the organism in Eukaryota, Fungi, Ascomycota, Sordariomycetes, Sordariales, Lasiosphaeriaceae. The transcript has a single exon.
AAGGCAUACGACAAGCUUUCUCGGGAACUCUUCCCCGAAACUGAACCAGACGAGGAGCGCAUCGAGCCAGACCGGCAAUCGAGCUUGAAACUCACGUCUCUGGGAAUUGAGCUUGCGCUUAAGCAACAGGAAGAGCUGCGGUCUGAGCGCGAGACAAUUAUCCAAGAGUGGGACGGCAAUAUUAUCCCGCCCUCCAAAGCUGAUAUCCGAAUCCGGGACGUGGGUAAACGUUACCUAUCGGCUGGUGAUGCAUUGUGGCAACACCAUAAAAAGAAAGCAAGGCUGGAUGAUCCUAGUAUUGUCCGCCUGCUAAAGCCAGGCGGUGAGGGGGUUUCGGAAUGCCUCCUUGCCCUUUACAAAAAAUGCGACGGUCUUGAGAAGACAAAAAAACGGCCAAGCGAGUUUCGUCGAGAGUCGAUCAAAUACUACGCAGGGGAAGGCCCCAACAAAGACGUUUGGUGUCAUGUAAAAGGGGACUGGACCUCUGGAGACAAUAUAGUCGCUGCACAUAUUGUGCCCUUCUUUCUCGAUAGCGAUGAGAUUGGCGAGAUACUCUUCGGCAGCCGAGCACCAGAUCUCCGAAGGGCCGGAAACUCGCUCCUGCUCCGGAAGCGGAUCGAGAAAUGGUUCAAUACAUACCAUGUUCUGAUUGUUCCCAUCAACCAGAGAGAGACACCUAUUAUGCGCUGGCGGAUUGACGUCAUCUCAUCUUCGAUCAAGAAUACUAGGUGGGCGGAUGGCCCGGGAGGGUUGGGAGGGGAUCUUGACGGGAAAGAAUUGACGUUUUAUAACGAGAAGCGUCCAGUUUCACGCUUUAUGUAUUUCCAUUUCGUCAUGGCUCUGGUCCGUAUCAAGGACGUCAAGCGAUAUGGAUGGCAAGAUAUUUGGGCCCGAUACUACCAGCAACGCCCAUUUCCUACACCAGGUAACUAUAUGCGACAGAGUAUGUUACUCGCGUUGGCCACCCAUUUUGGGACGGCUGAUAUGCACGUCGUCGAAUCCUGGAUUAAAGAUCAAGGCUUCGACUCUCCAUUGAAGUUAACCAAAGAGGAGACACAAGAGGCAGCACGCCGAGUGCACGUGGCCGUGGAGCAGGCGAUCAAUCGCGCUGAGAGAGACGAGAGCAUGGAAGAUGGCGAUAGUAGCAGCGGCAAUGAGGACGAGGACGAAGAUGAGGGUGAGGGCGAAGAUGAUGGUGAGGGCGAAGAUGCGGGUGAGGGCGAAGAUGAGAAUGAUUAGAUAGGGAAGGGUAGCGGACGGGCCGAUAAAUUAUACGUAUUUAGCAGCGGCCUCGACCCUCUCCUUCGUGAUGUCGAAGGUUUUGGCCUCGUCGGACAUGAUCAAAUGGGGUAGAACUGUCGGAUGCGGCGUGCUCGUUCGCUGCUUAUUCGGUGUACUUCUAAAGCCCCAUUUUCGACUCCCGUAUUCCCUCAUUUUCGCCCGCUUUGAGUCCCAAAGAGAAGGUUCCUAACCGCUAGACUAGUAGUUGGGUGGGCCAGUGGCAUUCCAGUGGUGGUCGUGGCGG